UUCGGUCAGUCAGCGAACAACUGUGGAACGGUCAAGAUGUCCAGCAAAAUUCCCUACGUGAAGCACAACAACGGCACCCAAAUCCAGUCCAUCGGACUGGGCACCUAUACGUCGCUUGGAGGCGAUUGCGAGCGGGCCACGCUGCAUGCGAUUGAUGUGGGCUACCGGCACAUAGACACCGCCUACUUCUACGAGAACGAGAAUGAGGUGGGUGCAGCUGUCCAGCGGAAGAUUGCCGAGGGCGUCAUCAAGCGGGAGGACAUCCAUAUCACCACCAAGUUAUGGUGCCACUUCCAUGAGCCGGAGAGGGUGGAGUAUGCUUGCCGCAAGACUCUGCAGAACUUUGGACUGCAGUACGUGGAUCUCUAUUUGAUGCACUGGCCCUACUCCUACGUCUACCGCGGCGACAACGAGAUGAUGCCCACCGAUGCCAAGGGAGAGGUGGAACUCAACGAUAUCGAUUACCUGGACACCUGGCGUGCCAUGGAGAAGCUCGUGGAACUGGGCCUGACCAAGAGCAUCGGUGUAUCCAAUUUCAACUCGGAACAGUUGACUCGCUUGCUGGCCAACUGCAAGAUUAAGCCAAUCCACAAUCAGAUCGAGUGUCAUCCUGCGCUCAACCAGAAGAAAUUGAUUGCUCUGUGCAAGAAGAAUGACAUUGUGGUGACCGCCUACUGUCCCCUGGGAAGACCCAAUCCAGCAGAGAAGACGCCCAACUACAUCUAUGAUGCCAAGGUGCAGGCCAUUGGAGACAAGUACAAGAAGUCCACCGCCCAAGUGGUGCUCCGAUAUCUGAUUGAGAUUGGAACCAUUCCACUGCCAAAGUCCUCCAAUCCCAAGCGCAUCGAGGAGAACUUCAAGAUAUUCGACUUCCAACUGGAUGCUGAGGAUCAUGCCGUUCUGGAUUCCUACAACACCGGAGAACGUCUGAUUCCGAUGACCCACGCCAUCAAGAGCAAGAACUAUCCAUUUAACAUCGAGUUUUGAGCUGGAAAGCAGGAGCAAUGUUUGAUAUUAAAGUGGUUGUUAAAUCUGAUAUUUUGUGUAGAUAUAUAUUUUUUAAAAAUAUACACCAAUAAUAAUUAUUUUUGA
Drosophila mauritiana is the source of this 1092-nucleotide messenger RNA. Its product is annotated as aldo-keto reductase family 1 member B1. Gene Ontology annotation, molecular function: aldose reductase (NADPH) activity. The record is from RefSeq and is a predicted model, not a curated record. NCBI's taxonomy places the organism in Eukaryota, Metazoa, Arthropoda, Insecta, Diptera, Drosophilidae. Gene Ontology annotation, cellular component: cytosol. The transcript is spliced from 6 exons. Bases 37 to 987 code for a protein of 316 amino acids.